AUGAACGCCAAACUUCUCAUCCUUGUCUCCCUCCUCGUCAUCUGCGCCUUCGUCACCGAGACUGAUGCUCAAUACUACGGAUACUACGGAUAUCCAUCAUACGGAUACGGUGGAUACGGAGGAUAUGGAUACGGAAGCUACUACGGAUACCCAUCAUACUACGGAGGAUAUGGAUACUAUGGAAAGAGAGAGGCUGGAUUUGGACCAAGUCAACAGCAAAACAAUCAGUAG
Caenorhabditis remanei is the source of this 231-nucleotide messenger RNA. RefSeq lists its product as uncharacterized. Lineage: Eukaryota; Metazoa; Nematoda; Chromadorea; Rhabditida; Rhabditidae. The record is from RefSeq and is a predicted model, not a curated record. Bases 1 to 231 code for a protein of 76 amino acids. The transcript is spliced from 2 exons.